GCCAAUCAGCGGCAGAGGCAUCUUUGCGUCAGCCUAAUGAGGGGAGCAUCUGUCACGCACAUGAACGGGCGCGAGAACGCUGGAUCAGCUGAGUGAAACUGACACCCCACCCACAAGAAAAAUCUGCCAAAUAGCAGACAGGCAGCAGCAUUUUGGACCAGCUGCAGGCAACAUUGAAGAGAGUUGUCCAACACUGCAUAAAGAGAGUUUCAGUUGUCCACUCUCAGGGCAAUAAAAGCAUGCAACGCCCUGUGAAGGCCACUCUAAGAUCUAGUCGCCCCCCGGCCCUUCCAUUCAGGCUGGCAGCAUCCUGCUCCGUGUCCAACAUGACGUCCAACAUCAGGUACCGGAGUCGCGCGUCCCGUGCAGAUGAUGCGGAGGACAAAGAAUAUGUGGGCUUUGCGACACUGCCGAACCAACUGCACAGGAAGUCGGUGAAAAAAGGCUUUGACUUCACGCUCAUGGUGGCAGGUGAGUUUGGCCUGGGUAAAUCUACGCUUGUCAACAGCCUGUUCCUUACAGAUCUGUACAAAGAGAGGAAGCUGCUCAAUGCUGAGGAGCGCAUCAAACAGACGGUGGAGAUCACAAAGCGCACAGUGGACAUUGAGGAGAAGGGGGUGAAGCUUAAACUGACUAUUGUGGAUGUGCCAGGUUUCGGAGAUGCUGUCAACAAUACAGAGUGCUGGACACCGGUAACAAACUACAUCAACCAGCAGUUUGAACAGUACUUCAGGGAUGAAAGUGGGCUGAACAGGAAGAACAUCCAGGACAACAGGAUCCACUGCUGCCUUUACUUUAUAUCUCCAUUUGGACAGGGGCUUCGUCCCAUCGAUGUGGAGUUCAUGAAGGCCCUUCAGGAUAAAGUUAACGUGGUUCCUCUCAUCGCUAAAGCAGACUGCCUCACUCCCUCUGAGAUAAAGAAGCUCAAAGAGCAGGUGAGGGAGGAGAUCGAUAAGUAUGGGAUAAAGAUUUACCACUUCCCUGACUGCGACUCUGAUGAAGACGACGAAAUCAAGCAGCAAGAUAAAGGGCUGAAGGAGAGCCUUCCGUUUGCAGUGAUCGGUGGGAACACCGUGCUGGAGGUUCGAGGUCAGAGAGUGAGGGGGCGCCUGUAUCCUUGGGGGAUUGUAGAGGUGGAGAACCCGUCCCACUGUGACUUCGGGAAGCUCAGGAACAUGCUGAUAAGAACUCACAUGCACGACCUGAAGGACACCACCAAUGAUUGUCACUAUGAAAACUACAGGGCCCAGUGUAUCCAGAAUAUGACCAGUAAGAUGAAUGCAGAUAAGCGGGUGGAGAGUCCCAUCCCGAUCCUGCCGCUGUCCACGCCAACUGUGGAGACAGAGAAGCUUAUCAAGAAGAAAGAUGAAGAACUGAGGAGGAUGCAGCAGAUGCUUCAGAAGAUGCAGCAGCAGAUGCACGGGCAAGACCUGUGACCUUUCAUCGUCCCUUUUACAGCAGCGGAAAUCUCAGACACACAGUGUGAUCCUUACUGCUGCCCUCCUUCCAGGGUUGAGAAGAUAAAUCUCUCUUUACUUAUAACAGAUAAAGUGUUUUUUAAUACAGCAUGUAGUCCUUAGCCAAGUGAGUAUUGAUAGGGAACAGAUUGUAUCAGAUAGACCAAAGUAGAUUAACAAAGCAAAUGCAAUGCUUUGCUGAAAUACUAAUUAAAGGUACCCCAACAAAUACUGUUGUACAGAACUGGUCAAAAGUUAUUAUGUUUUGGAAUAUUAAGAUCAGAAACAUGGAUAUUUUUAGAAACAAAUGCAUAAGAAAGCAGAUUUAUAUAAUCAAAAUAUUUAAAAUAAUUAAAUACAGGGUUUCUUUUGGUGAAAGGAAAAAAAACACAAGCACAAUAUUAAAUGUAGAAAUGCAAACAUGAAGAACCUGGAUUACCAGGAGUGAUGGCAGUGACCAGUGAUCUUCACCAAAAUGUAAUGACAGUUUUCUAACAUUUGGUUUGGUAGCCUGAGUGCCCUUUUUGACAAGCAGGCAAUGAUCACUUGUCUUUUGAGGCUUAAUUGUGCACAUAAUGUGUGGGCGGGUCAGAGGUUUACAGGCGCUCAUCGUGGCCAUGAAUAUCAUAUUCAUUUUGGGCUUUUAAUUGAUGCAUUUAAACUGAGUGCAAUGAUACUACAAGAUGCAAAUGUAAUGAAUUUUAAAAGCAAAAGAAAUGGUGCUCAAGUUUGUAUUUAGAGUG
Girardinichthys multiradiatus is the source of this 2200-nucleotide messenger RNA. RefSeq names its product septin 5b (gene septin5b). The record is from RefSeq and is a predicted model, not a curated record. Bases 240 to 1436 code for a protein of 398 amino acids. NCBI's taxonomy places the organism in Eukaryota, Metazoa, Chordata, Actinopteri, Cyprinodontiformes, Goodeidae. Gene Ontology annotation, biological process: regulation of exocytosis; cytoskeleton-dependent cytokinesis. Gene Ontology annotation, molecular function: molecular adaptor activity; GTPase activity; GTP binding. The transcript is spliced from 14 exons. Gene Ontology annotation, cellular component: septin ring; cell division site; synaptic vesicle.